Tyto alba (common barn owl) is the source of this 1580-nucleotide messenger RNA. RefSeq names its product glutaryl-CoA dehydrogenase (gene GCDH). Gene Ontology annotation, molecular function: flavin adenine dinucleotide binding; glutaryl-CoA dehydrogenase activity; fatty-acyl-CoA binding. NCBI's taxonomy places the organism in Eukaryota, Metazoa, Chordata, Aves, Strigiformes, Tytonidae. Gene Ontology annotation, cellular component: mitochondrial inner membrane. Gene Ontology annotation, biological process: fatty-acyl-CoA biosynthetic process; fatty acid beta-oxidation using acyl-CoA dehydrogenase. The coding region runs from base 1 to 1284 and encodes 427 amino acids. The transcript has 10 exons. The record is from RefSeq and is a predicted model, not a curated record.
AUGGCGCUGCGACUCGCUGCCCCGCUGCUGCGCCUGGUCCGGAGCGGCGUCCGCUGGGCGGGCACGGCCCCCCCCCCCGCCGCAGCCUUCGACUGGCGGGACCCGCUGGGGCUGGAGGAGCUGCUGGCCCCCGAGGAGCGGCUGCUGCGGGACGCCCUGCACAAGUACUGCCAGGAGCGGCUGCUGCCCCGCGUCCUGCACGCCAACCGCCAUGAGGUCUUUGACCGGGAGAUUGUGUCUGAAAUGGGGGCACUGGGUGUGCUGGGCCCCACCAUCAAAGGGUACGGCUGCGCGGGCACCACCUCGGUGGGCUACGGGCUGGUGGCGCGGGAGCUGGAGCGGGUGGACAGCAGCUACCGCUCGGUGCUGAGCGUCCAGUCCUCCCUCGUCAUGUACCCCAUCCUCGCCUACGGCACCCCCGCCCAGCGCGACCGCUUCCUGCCCCGCCUGGCACGGGGGGAGCUGUUGGGGUGUUUCGGGCUGACGGAGCCCAACCACGGGAGCGACCCGGGGCGCAUGGAGACGCGGGCACGCUACAACCCCAGCGCCAAGACCUACACGCUGCGGGGCUCCAAGACCUGGAUCACCAACGCGCCGGCGGCUGACCUGUGCCUGGUGUGGGCGGUGUGCGAGGAAGACGGGCGGGUGCGGGGGUUCCUGCUGGAGCGGGGGAUGCCCGGCCUCAGCACCCCCAAAAUCGAGGGCAAGUUCUCUCUCCGCGCCUCCGCCACCGGCAUGAUCGUGAUGGACGACGUGGAGGUGCCAGAGGAGAACCUGCUGCCCCACGGCAUCGGCCUGGCGGGUCCCUUCGGCUGCCUGAACCAUGCCCGCUACGGCAUCGCCUGGGGUGCUCUGGGCGCUGCCGAGGCCUGUCUGGAGACGGCACGGCAGUACGUCCUUGACAGGAACCAGUUCGGGGGGCCAUUGGCACGCAACCAGCUGGUGCAGAAGAAGUUGGCGGACAUGGUGACGGAGAUCGCCCUGGGGCUGCAGGCCUGCCUGCGCCUCGGCCGCCUCAAGGAUGAGGGCAGGGCAGCCCCCGAGAUGGUGUCGAUGCUGAAGCGCAACUCGUGCGGGAAGGCGCUGGCUGUCGCCCGGGAGGCGCGGGACAUGCUGGGGGGGAAUGGGAUCUGUGAUGAGUAUCACGUCAUCCGGCACCUGAUGAACCUGGAGGCUGUCAACACCUACGAAGGCACCCAUGACAUCCACGCACUGAUCCUGGGCCGGGCCAUCACCGGCAUCCAGGCCUUCACCCCCGGCAAACCGCCGGCACCGCGGAGCUAACGGGACCAGCCUCACGCCGCCGGCGGCAGGGCCAGGACGGCACCCGUGGGCAAUGCGUCUGCUCCUCGCGGGGAAGGACGUGGGGAGAUGGUGCUAAUGGCCGGACCCAGCGUCACCGGCGGGACUGGUGGGACCCGGUAUCACCAAACAGACCCGCUGCCAGGACUCGGUGUCGCCAGUGGCACCCAGCAGCCCAGUCGUGCUGGGCUUUGCUGCGGAGCCUCUUGGACAGUGAACUGCCUUGGUGCCUUUGCUAUCCCACGUGGCCACUCGCCAAUAAAAGGUGGGGAAAGCUA